This is a messenger RNA of Hypanus sabinus (Atlantic stingray), 426 nucleotides long. RefSeq names its product C-type lectin-like. The coding region runs from base 71 to 418 and encodes 115 amino acids. Gene Ontology annotation, molecular function: signaling receptor activity. The record is from RefSeq and is a predicted model, not a curated record. NCBI's taxonomy places the organism in Eukaryota, Metazoa, Chordata, Chondrichthyes, Myliobatiformes, Dasyatidae. The transcript is spliced from 4 exons.
AGGACUUUGUGAUGACAAGUGGUUUUAUUUUGCUGAUGUAAACUCCUGUUUCCGGUAUUACAGUUACCGAAUGAAAUGGAAUGAAGCUGAGGAUUUCUGCAAUCGAAACACACAUUAUGGAAAUCUGGCAACUGCGACCUCAGACAGACACAACACAUUCAUUUCAACAGUGAUCACUUAUGUGGAUAAAAAGAACCCAACGGCGUGGAUUGGCCUGAAUGACAUAUGGAAGGAAGGGAAGUUCACAUGGAGUGAUGGAACAAGCUACACCUAUAGAAAUUGGGCUAAAUCUGAACCCAAUGAUCAACAUUCCAAUGAAGACUGUGUGCAGAUUCAUUUUUUUUCAGGUACUAAAGAGUGGAAUGAUUCUGACUGUGACAGGAGACAUGGUUUUGUUUGUUCGUACAAACUGCACUGAAAUUGGAA